UGAGACACGUAUCUUUUUGUUCAGAUUUCAGACUUCUAUUUUGGGGUUUUAAAAGAUAAAAUUGUAGACUUUUCUUGAAUAUUUCUUUUCUUGAUUUUGCCUUCUUUAUUCGAAUAACUAUCUUGAAAACGCUGGUAUCUUUGGAAACAGUCUCUCUGUCAUUCCGACAGUGUUAAAGUUUGCCGACAUUCCACCCUCCGGUCCCAGACCAAUAUUUUUUGUUACGGGUGAGAUUUACUGGGCCAGAGUUCUGUGACUUGAAAGUUCUUGUUCAAAGCAGUUAAAAAUGGCCUCAAACUCCUCAUGCAAACCCCCUAUGAAAGCUACAUCGGAAGGGGUGUUUCAAGGAAACAACCCUCUUGAUUUCGCACUCCCUCUUGUGAUCAUACAAAUAUGUUUGGUUCUCGUGCUCACUCGCGUUCUCGCCUACCUUUUGAAACCGUUACGACAGCCUCGAGUCAUUGCCGAAAUCAUUGGUGGAAUUUUACUGGGUCCGUCUGCUCUAGGGCGAAACACAAACUACCUACACGCGGUUUUUCCUAAAAGGAGUCUACCGGUUUUGGACACGUUAGCCAAUAUCGGGCUUUUGUUCUUUCUGUUCCUGGUGGGGCUCGAGCUCGACUUAAAGUCUCUUAGACGGACCGGGAAAAAAGCGCUGUCUAUAGCAAUGGCGGGAAUCUCGCUCCCUUUCGUGUUAGGAAUCGGUGUUUCCUUUGUCCUCCGUGGGUCAAUCAACGAAGGGGUCAGCCCAGGCCCGUUUAUCGUGUUCAUGGGUGUCGCGAUGUCCAUCACCGCUUUCCCUGUACUAGCGCGUAUCCUAGCGGAACUCAAGCUUUUAACCACGGAUGUCGGUAAGAUGGCCAUGUCAGCAGCCGCGGUUAACGACAUAGCGGCUUGGAUAUUACUCGCACUAGCCGUAGCACUUUCGGGCACCGGCCGGUCUCCAAUAGUGGCUCUAUGGGUUUUCUUGAGUGGUUCGGCUUUCAUCGUGUUAUGUUCGUUUGUCGUCCCACCAGUUUUCAAAUGGAUGGCUCGUAGGUGCCCGGAAGGUGAGCCCGUGGACGAGCUCUACGUUUGCGCCACUUUAGGGGUGGUUUUGGCAGCGGGUUUCGUGACCGAUACAAUCGGGAUUCAUGCGCUUUUCGGGGCUUUUGUGGUGGGUGUUCUCAUCCCGAAAGAAGGUGCUUUCGCAGGGGCGUUAGUCGAAAAAGUUGAGGAUCUUGUUUCGGGACUAUUCCUACCACUUUACUUUGUGUCAAGCGGUUUAAAAACCGAUGUGGCAUCGAUCAAAGGGGCCGAAUCUUGGGGCUUACUCGUGUUGGUCAUUUGCGCCGCUUGUUUCGGGAAGAUCGCGGGCACUGUCGGGGUUUCGAUGAUGUGUAAAAUACCCUUUAGUGAGGCUCUUGCUCUUGGUCUCCUGAUGAACACUAAAGGGUUGGUUGAACUCAUUGUUCUUAACAUUGGAAAAGACCGUGGGGUGCUAAAUGAUCAAACAUUUGCUAUAUUGGUUUUGAUGGCUCUUGUGACAACAUUCAUCACGACGCCUUCAGUGAUCGCGGUGUAUAAGCCCGCGAAAAAGCUAGCAAAAUCGGAAUACAAACACCGAACGAUUUACAGGAAGGGGUUUGCAACGAGCCCGUUUCGUAUGUUCUUCACUUUCCACGGGAUCCGAAACCUACCAACAAUGAUUAAUCUGAUCGAAGCCUCACGUGGGACCGGAAAGAAGGAGACGCUUACGGUUCACGCUAUGCACCUCAUGGAGCUCAGCGAGCGGUCUUCGGCUAUGCUCAUGGUUCACAAGGCUAGGAAAAAUGGGUCCCCGUUUUGGAAGAAAGAUCCGCAGGCUGGUUCGGACCAGAUCGUGGUUGCGUUCGAGACGUUUCAGCAGCUGAGUAAGGUCUCGAUCCGGCCCACAACCGCCAUUUCGGCUGUAUCGAGUAUGCAUGAAGAUAUCUGUAACGGGGCCGAGAGUAAGAAGGCGACUAUGAUCAUCCUCCCGUUUCAUAAGCAUCUGCGGCUCGAUGGUCAUCUCGAGGUGACCCGAGCCGAAUAUAGGCAUGUUAACCGAAAGGUUUUGGAACACGCACCGUGUUCGGUUAGUAUCUUAGUGGACCGCGGGUUUGGUGGGAGUUCACAUGUUUCCGCGAGUAACGUUGACUCGCUUGUGACAGUUUUGUUCUUCGGUGGUCAGGAUGACCACGAGGCUUUAGCUUACGGAGCCCGUAUGGCAGAGCACCCGGGGAUCAACUUAGUGGUGGUCCGGUUCCUUCUAGAGCGUGAUGCGACCCACUCCGGCUCGGUUACCGUCGAUAUCGAUGAGUUUCCUAGCAGCAUUGAAGAAGCAAUGUCGAUGGAUGACGACGUGAUUGCGGAAUGUAAGGAGAAGAUGUUAAAGGACAGCAAGAACAAAUACGUCGAGCGAGUGGUUAAGAGUUCCACCGAGGCGAUCGAGGCGAUUCGUGAACAUAGCCGGUGCAACUUGGUUUUGGUCGGGAGGAUGCCCGAAGGCGAGCUGGUGGCAUCGAUGAGGAAAAGAAGCGAGUGCCCGGAGAUGGGGCCCGUCGGGAACCUUUUGAUCUCGCCGGAGAUGAACGUAGCGGCCUCGGUGUUGGUGGUCCAGCAGUACCAUACCAAUCUUUCAAUGCAUUCUCUGGCUUCUUUGAAAGAGGAUGAAACCACUGACCAAGGGGAUGAUGAUUCCAAUUAACAUGUGGUAUAAUGUUGAGCGGCCCGGUCUGCUGUUGAAUGCAGACCGGGCCGCUAUCUUCUAGUUGUAUAAAAUACAAAUAAAGUGGGAGGACGGAAUUGUGUUAACGGGUUACAUUUGAUGGCUUCAUGAUGAUGAGUUUAUGUAAAUCCUUUCUUUUCUGAAUCUUCAACUAGACUGUAAUUAUGCACGAAAAGUUGUAUAUAUUUUAUAUUUGUGCUUUGCAUAAUUGCAACAUGAUACCAUUUUUUUUUAAAUUAAA
This is a messenger RNA of Helianthus annuus (common sunflower), 2969 nucleotides long. Its product is annotated as cation/H(+) antiporter 18. Gene Ontology annotation, molecular function: antiporter activity. Gene Ontology annotation, cellular component: endomembrane system; membrane. The record is from RefSeq and is a predicted model, not a curated record. The transcript is spliced from 4 exons. Bases 287 to 2707 code for a protein of 806 amino acids. Gene Ontology annotation, biological process: proton transmembrane transport; regulation of pH. NCBI's taxonomy places the organism in Eukaryota, Viridiplantae, Streptophyta, Magnoliopsida, Asterales, Asteraceae.